Molecule: messenger RNA, 1866 nt
Organism: Miscanthus lutarioriparius
Lineage: Eukaryota; Viridiplantae; Streptophyta; Magnoliopsida; Poales; Poaceae
Source: the annotation of a GenBank genome assembly
AUGGACGCCGCAAGCGUGUACGCUUUAAGGGGCGCAAUGCCAAUGCUUAUUCGCGUCCGUGGCGGCGUGGAUGCGGGGCUUCCUCGCGAUCGGUGCUCGUGUCUGUUGCAAAUGUUUCGGAUGACCGUGGGUUUUGGUUUUGGGUACCUGCGAUUGGAGGAGCGGGGUGUGGGGCUGUGGACGCCUCGACUGCGGCUUGCUGGUUUCUCUAGCGGAUCACCUGCAAUGCUCGUGCUCUGUUUGAACGACGCUGUCCACUAUAAUCUUUUUAUGACCUUGUCUGGGAUGGCUGUUGCUUUCAAAGCAAGUACAAGUUCUACCACACAGCAGCAUUGGCUGAGUCCAGCAAAGGACCGGUGUCAAUAUGGUUUCACUCAGUUAAGCAGGCAAAAGUGCAGAAAAGAAUUUGCAGCAUUGCGUGUGACAGCUAUAUCAGGAAAACUAGACUUAGAUUUCACUGACCCUUCUUGGAAUCAAAAGUACCAGGAAGACUGGAACAGGCAUUUUAGUUUGCCACACAUCACUGAUAUAUAUGAUUUGGAGCCAAGAAGAACUACAUUCUCUUUGAAGAAAAACAGAAUUGCCCUGGGUGAUGAUGAUGGAGAUGGCUCAUCAGCUGAUAUGUGGAACGGUUAUGUAAAUAAGAGUGAUAGAGCCCUUCUGAAGGUGAUCAAGUAUGCCUCUCCUACUUCUGCUGGAGCUGAGUGCAUUGAUCCUGAUUGUAGCUGGGUGGAACACUGGGUUCAUCGUGCAGGUCCUCGUAAGGAGAUAUAUUAUGAACCUGAAGAAGUAAAGGCUGCCAUUGUUACCUGUGGAGGGCUCUGCCCUGGUUUAAAUGAUGUCAUUAGACAGAUAGUAUUUACCUUGGAGACUUAUGGGGUGAAGAAUAUUGUUGGAAUCCCAUUUGGUUAUCGUGGAUUUUUUGAGAAAGGCUUAAAAGAAAUGCCGCUUUCGCGUGACGUGGUGGAAAACAUAAAUCUUUCUGGAGGAAGUUUCCUAGGAGUCUCUCGUGGAGGAGCUAAAACUAGUGAGAUUGUAGAUAGUAUACAGGCCAGAAGAAUUGACAUGCUGUUUGUAAUUGGUGGAAAUGGUAGCCAUGCAGGAGCUAAUGCUAUUCAUGAGGAGUGUCGAAAGAGAAAACUGAAAGUUUCAGUUGUAGCAGUUCCAAAGACAAUUGAUAAUGAUAUACUUUUUAUGGAUAAGACAUUUGGUUUUGAUACAGCUGUGGAAGAAGCUCAGCGUGCUAUCAAUUCUGCCUAUAUAGAGGCGCGUAGUGCAUACCAUGGAAUUGGGUUGGUAAAGUUAAUGGGAAGAAGUAGUGGAUUCAUAGCCAUGCAUGCUUCUCUUUCCAGUGGACAGAUUGAUGUCUGCCUAAUACCUGAGGUAUCCUUCACACUUGAUGGAGAACAUGGUGUCUUGCGACACCUUGAGCAUUUACUUAAUACAAAGGGAUUUUGUGUGGUUUGCGUUGCUGAAGGUGCAGGGCAGGAUUUACUGCAAAAAUCAAAUGGAACUGAUGCUUCAGGAAAUGCGAUACUUAGUGACUUCGGUGUCCACAUGCAGCAGAAGAUCAAGAAGCAUUUCAAGGACAUCGGUGUUCCUGCUGAUCUAAAAUACAUUGAUCCAACAUAUAUGGUUCGGGCCUGUCGGGCAAAUGCAUCUGAUGCUAUUCUCUGCACCGUGCUUGGGCAAAAUGCUGUCCAUGGAGCAUUUGCUGGGUUCAGUGGCAUCACGUCAGGUGUUUGCAACACACAUUAUGUCUACCUUCCCAUCACAGAGGUCAUUACAACGCCAAAGCACGUGAACCCCAACAGCAGAAUGUGGCACCGCUGCCUCACAUCCACUGGGCAGCCAGACUUCCAUUGA